AUGCCUAGCCUCGAGAUCGUCAACUUCAACAUCGUCUGCGCAACGAUCGGCGGCUUCAUCACCCUCUUCGGCCUCGUCUCCUACCUGCUCAAAGAGAAAUUCUACCUCUCCGAAGCCCUAAUCAGCACUCUCGCCGGCGUAGUCUUCAGCCCACACGCCACAAACUGGAUCAAACCGCUCGACUUCGCGAAUGGGAACGCCGUCGAUCUCGAGACCAUAACCCUCUACUUCACCCGCUUAGUCUUGGGCGUGCAGUUGGUGUUGGCGGGCGUGCAGUUACCUAGUAAGUACCUGUGGAAACAAUGGAAGAGCCUGAGUAUCCUGCUGGGGCCGGGGAUGUGUUUGAUGUGGAUAAGCACGAGUCUGUUGGUUUGGGCGCUGGUGCCGAACAUCAAUUUCCUAUUCGCUCUUGCAGUAGGAGCGAGCGUGACGCCUACGGAUCCCAUUUUGAGUAACAGCAUCGUGAAGGGCAAAUUCGCAGAUAAGAACAUUCCGGGACCGUUGCAGAAGAUUAUUAUUGCUGAGUCCGGUGCGAACGAUGGGCUGGGAUAUCCUUUCCUGUUUCUCGCGCUGUACUUGAUCAAGUUCACGGGCGAUCAUGGGCUCGGGGUAGAAGGUGGGGCGGGAAGAGCAAUGGCGUUGUGGUUCUACGAGACGUGGGCUUAUACGAUCCUGAUGUCUGUUGCUUAUGGGGCUGUGGUGGGGUGGAUAGCGAAAGAGUUGUUGCAUUGGGCUGAAGAGAGGCAUUACGUUGAUCGGGAGUCUUUUCUCGUCUUCGCCAUCACACUCGCUCUCUUCAUUGUCGGCACUGUCGGCAUGCUCGGCUCCGACGACGUGCUCGCCUGCUUCAUAGCUGGUAAUGCUUUCACCUGGGACGACUGGUUCCGGCUAGAAACAAUGGACGACAGCCUUCAACCCACUAUCGACAUGCUUUUGAACGUCGCAAUAUUUAUGUGGUUCGGCGCCGUCUGCCCCUGGCACUCAUUCGUGGAUAACAGUGUGAUCCCAAUCUACCGCCUGAUACCCCUCGGGAUCCUGGUCUUACUUUUGAGGCGUCUACCAAUGGUCCUGCUCUUCCACAAAAAGAUCCCGCAAAUCGAGGAGCUCACCCACGCCAUGUUCGUAGGCUUCUUCGGCCCCAUCGGCGUGAGCGCCAUCUUCUACCUCUACAUCGCGCGGCAAUUCCUGCGCGAAAUCGAAGUCGACGGCCAGGAACGCGAAGAUGCAGCACGUCUAAGCGAAGUCUUGAACGUGGUGAUCUGGUUUCUGGCAGUCUGCUCCAUCUUCGUGCACGGUCUUUCCAUUCCAUUGGGCAAGCUGGGGUUCUACUUGCCGCGAACGAUCAGUACAGCCAUCUCAUCCGAGCGUGUAUCGGCGAGUCAGAGUAUGGCACGGACUGACGAUGACGAGCCGAGUGUGCCAUCGAUCGGUGCAGCGGCUAUGAACGAGGAGAGAACAUUGAUGUCGCAUUUCAGACGCAGACGGUUGCCCACGAGUGAACGAGGCGAAGCACAAACCAAAAAGCGGAGCUGGGUACCGAGGAGUUUUGCAAAGGCAGCCCAGCACGUAGCAGACGACCUCACUCGACCGGCCAACCAAAAAGCCCAUCACCGUCAAAACGAAGCGAACAAGGACGCUACUGGAAGCGGAAGUUCUUCCUCAGGCGGCUCGCCGGAUACCAAUAAUGAUCACGGUGGUGCACGACCCGAUAUCUCUGGCCCUAGAAAUGCCAGGUUGAUCGGCCAUGCUAUCAAUGAUCCGCCUGUUAGUAUUGAUCGUGCUGGUAUUGAGGAUGGGGAUGAGGAUGGGCCGAAGGUCAAUGUGACGAGUCCCGUGGAGUCGCCUGCGAGGUCGAGGAGGCAGAGUCUUGAGGGGAGCGGGGUUGAGACGCCCACGGCCGUGAGGGCUGGGGGUUGGCAGAGGAGUAUUCGGUUUGGGGAUGAGGCGAAGGCGGAGGUUGCGGGCCCUGAAGGGUUGAGAGAUGCACGAUGA
Molecule: messenger RNA, 1992 nt
Organism: Recurvomyces mirabilis
Lineage: Eukaryota; Fungi; Ascomycota; Dothideomycetes; Mycosphaerellales; Teratosphaeriaceae
Exons: 3
Coding region: 1-1992 (663 amino acids)
Biological process (GO): proton export across plasma membrane; sodium ion export across plasma membrane; regulation of membrane potential
Cellular component (GO): plasma membrane
Molecular function (GO): sodium:proton antiporter activity
Source: RefSeq, a predicted model, not a curated record